UAACUCAUUCCGGGGCACGUACCACUGCUCCCGUCGUUCUGAGUGGCUGUCGAACUCUGGUUAUGCUUUUAAAGCAACUCCGAAAUGUUGCAAUAAUGUAGAGACACAAAAGUCUACAAGCACCCGUUGACGUGCGUGCCCGUCCUUUUCUGUAGUGGACACACCCGUGGAUUUAGCGUGAGACAAGAGUGGAAGUUGUCAUCUGUUGUGUGGUAAAUUGAGGAAGAUGUGGCAAAGCGUUGGACUGACUGUGCUGGUCAUUAUUGCCACACUUAUAUGCGCCUUACUCUUCAUGGUGUUCGGGUGGUAUGUGGUUUGGCAGCUGUUCUUGUCCAAGUUCAAGUUCCUACGCGAACUAAUCGGUGAUACGGGCUCCCCGCAGACUGAGACGGAACCUUCGGAGUCUGAGAGUGAGCGAAGCUCCCCACCUACACCCCGUCACAAACACAAACCCCGCCAGAGAGUCCUUCCUCAGGAUGCCUCCUCGUAGACCACCUGCUCAUCACCAGCCAAUGCUUCCCUCCGCCCAACUGAUAGCCCACCCACACUGCUGGACGCAAGCCAUCUUCUAACUGUUAAACCUUACCCUCUGUGCAUAUGUGAUCCUCCCCCUUAGACCCCGAUCGUCUCGUACCCGAGUCCCACAGCGUGCCAUCGAGGCCCCGUCGGUCUUUGUUGUCUCCUGGUCCUUCACUGAGUUCAGCAGAGUUCUUGAAUGUCAAAAGUAAAGGCCAUCCAGUCUUGGUAUGUGUGGGGGGGCCACGACACACUGUGUUUUUGUUUUACAUUUAUUUGUGCAGGUGUUUGUCUCCCCCCCCCCCCCCCCCACCUCGUGAAAGGGGAACAGCCCUCUGGAAGUUUCUAUUAUAUGUGAAUAACAGGUGGUUAAUUAGUUACUUAAUGUUUUUUAUUCCUCUAGCCAGACAAGUUACUGUCCAGCUCGCCACCCGAACACUGGCUCGGGGAUAUAAAACAAAGGAUAACUUAAAUACACAAAAGGAAGAGAGAGAGAGAGAGAGAGAAAAAAAAAACUGAAAAACUGUUUUAAAACUGACAACCGAAGGUCCUCAGCUUGUCACUGUCAACUCUACUGUUGUCGUUCUUUUUUUGUCUCAGAAUUAAUAACUCGAUACAAGUUUCUUAAGUGCAAUGAUAUGGAUGUCUUCUGUUGUCAAUGGUCAUGAAGCGCAUGCAUCACUACGGUUCCGUGCCCGUGUGUGUGUGUGUGUGUGUGUGUGUGUGUGUGUGUGUGGGGGGGCGCGAGCGGGACAGUGACACCGUUGACUUAAAACUACAAUAAUGUCCCAGUGCUCGUGAGGAACCGUACUCCAUCACCGUGCUGUGUUGCUGGCUUCACCGAUACUGCGCUACAGUUGCCAUGGUAGCACCUGAGCCCCCCCCCCCCCCCCCCCCCCGUGCCUCUAAACCACGGGGCUUUCAGUAUGCACUACCUAAGUGUGUUGCCCAUCCUCACAGUAAUAGAGUGCUAUGUAAAACUGUCAGUCGGACGACGUGAUGACGAUACCAUUUCAAGUUUUGUUUCUUCUUCUUCUCUUUUUUUUUGGCAAAACCAAUGUGUCCCUAAAUAAUAAAUUUGUUUGAUAAAAA
Molecule: messenger RNA, 1608 nt
Organism: Clupea harengus (Atlantic herring)
Lineage: Eukaryota; Metazoa; Chordata; Actinopteri; Clupeiformes; Clupeidae
Gene: smim13
Product: small integral membrane protein 13
Source: RefSeq, a predicted model, not a curated record